AAUUUGACAUUGAAAUCCCGUUCCCGCUUCCCGCCAAAUUUGUCAAGCGUAGAAAAGCGAAUGAAAGUAACGUUUAAUUUGUAAAAAUUUAAGUAAUUCUUUUAUUCUGCACUAGUUCUUAGUUUUUGAAAGACCACGAUGGGUAUUCUAGGCUUAUCUAAGUUGAUUGCAGAUAUUGCUCCUCAUGCAAUCAAGGAAAUGGAAAUCAAGAACUACUUCGGACGUAAAAUAGCAAUUGAUGCGUAUAUGAGCUUGUACCAGUUUCUAAUAGCUGUUAGGAGUGAAGGAUCUCAAUUAGUAUCAGUAGAUGGAGAGACAACAUCCCACCUGAUGGGUACGUUCUAUCGGACAAUCAGACUGGUGGAGAAUGGCAUCAAACCAGUGUAUGUGUUUGACGGGAAGCCACCAGACAUGAAAUCUCAUCAGCUGAACAAGAGAGCGGAGAGGAGGGAGGAGGCGGAGAAGGAGUUGCAGAAAGCUACGGAGGCUGGUGACCAGGAGUCUAUAGAGAAGUUCAACCGUCGUCUAGUGAAGGUGACGAAGGUGCACAAUGAGGAAGCGCGGCAGUUACUGAAGCUGAUGGGGAUCCCCGUCGUCGAGGCACCCUGCGAGGCUGAGGCUCAAUGCGCUGCUAUGGUGAAAGCGGGCAAAGUGUUCGCCUCAGCGACUGAAGAUAUGGAUGCUCUAACGUUCGGUACCAAUGUGUUGCUGCGACACCUCACCUUCUCUGAAGCUCGCAAGAUGCCCGUGCAGGAGUUCCACCUAGACGACGUGCUAAAAGGAUUGGAGUUAAACCAGAGAGAGUUUAUAGAUCUCUGCAUCCUCCUAGGAUGCGACUACUGUGGCUCUAUAAAAGGCAUUGGACCGAAGCGAGCCAUAGAACUGAUACGUCAGCACCGUUCUUUGGAGGAAAUAUUAAAAAAUAUAGACACGAACAAAUACCCGCCGCCUGAAAACUGGGACUUUGAGAGAGCUCGAGAGCUGUUCUUGGAACCUGAAAUCACUGAUCCUAAGGAUAUUGAGUUAAAAUGGACGGACCCUGAUGAGGAAGGUUUAGUGAAGUUCCUGUGCGGUGACAAGCAAUUUAAUGAAGAGCGAGUGAGAAAUGGCGCCAAGAAACUCAUGAAGGCACGAACCGGUGCCACGCAGGGACGCCUGGACGGAUUCUUUACGAUAUCAACAACACCAAACCCCAAGCGUAAAGCCGAGGAAGACAAAAAGAAUGCAGCUAAGAAGAAAAAGGCGGGCGCCGGCGGCGGCGGUAGGGGACGUAAACCUAAGUAAAAUAGUCAGUCUAUAGCUAUAUUUUAGUUAAAAUAAGGUUUUGUUGUUAUUCAACUGUUACUAGAUACCACAAUGUAAUACGGAAGAUGACUGGUCUGUUAGGUUUAUUUGUAUGAAGAAUAUUAAACACGUAUUUUGUUGUGACAUAUCAGUAUUCAAAUAUUUGUAUCUAUUUCUUUUAUACAAAAUAAAAA
Messenger RNA from Spodoptera litura, 1478 nucleotides. It is a transcript of the gene Fen1, whose product is annotated as Flap structure-specific endonuclease 1. NCBI's taxonomy places the organism in Eukaryota, Metazoa, Arthropoda, Insecta, Lepidoptera, Noctuidae. Gene Ontology annotation, molecular function: magnesium ion binding; 5'-flap endonuclease activity; RNA-DNA hybrid ribonuclease activity. The record is from RefSeq and is a predicted model, not a curated record. Gene Ontology annotation, cellular component: nucleus.